UCCCCGUGCCCCCGCCCCGAGAGCGCCUGCCUGCUAUUUCUGGCGGACCAAGCGGAGCUCCGACCGGCCAGCUUCUACCCAGUCCCGGGGCCAAACUUCCAGCCCUUCCAGCUUCCCUCCAGGUAGACUAGAGAAGAGGAACCAUGCCGCCCAAGUUUGGGGCGAAAAAGCCCGAGGCUGCGAAGCCGGCGGCGGCAGCCAAACCCGAGGCGGCAGCUUCGGAGAAGCUGAAGGGCAAGAAGAUCAUCUUCAUCGUGGGGGGUCCUGGCUGCGGCAAGGGGACCCAGUGUGACAAGAUCGUGCAGAAGUACGGCUACACUCACCUGUCCACAGGUGAUCUGCUGAGGGACGAGGUCAAGUCAGGGUCAGCCCGGGGCAAGAAGCUGACCGAGAUCAUGGAGCAGGGCAAGCUGGUGCCGAUGGAAACCGUUCUGGAGCUGCUGAAGGACGCCAUGAUUGCCAGAGCGGACAAGUCGAACGGCUACCUGAUCGACGGCUACCCGAGGGAGGUCAAGCAGGGAACUGCGUUCGAGUCUACGAUCCGAGAGUGCAACACCGUCCUGUACUUCGAGUGCGCCGCCAAGACCAUGACGGAGCGCCUCCUGGGCCGCGCCAAGACCAGCGGCAGGGCGGACGACAACGAGGCGACCAUCAAGAAGCGGCUGGACACCUUCUACUCCGCUACCGAGCCCGUGGUCAAGUUCUACGAGGACAAGAAGAAGCUGAGGAGGAUUAACGCUGAACGUGAUGUAGAAGCCAUCUUUGCUGACGUUGUGGCCGCCCUCGACCCAGCAGCCGCAAAACUGAAGGAUAAGAAGGUCAUCUUCAUCGUGGGGGGUCCUGGCUGCGGCAAGGGAACCCAGUGUGACAAGAUCGUCCAGAAGUACGGCUACACUCACCUGUCCACAGGUGAUCUGCUGAGGGACGAGGUCAACUCAGGAUCGGAAAGGGGCCAAAAACUGACCAACAUCAUGGUGCAGGGCAAGCUGGUGCCCAUGGAAACCGUGCUAGAGCUGGUUAAGGACGCCAUGGUCGCCCGAGCGGACAAGUCCAACGGCUUCCUGAUCGACGGAUACCCGAGGGAAGUCAGGCAGGGAACCGAGUUCGAGUCCAAGAUCAGAGAAUGUGACAAAGUCCUGUACUUCGAGUGCGCCGCCCAGACCAUGACGGAGCGCCUCCUGGGCCGCGCCAAGACCAGCGGCAGGGCAGACGACAACGAAGAGACCAUAAAGAAGCGUCUGGACACCUUCUACUCCGCUACUGAACCUGUAGUUCAGUUCUACCAGGACAAGGGCAAGCUGUGUAGGAUCAACGCAGAGCGCUCUGUUGACGCCAUCUUUGCUGACGUGGUGUCCGCACUGGGAGCUCCACCUGUAUCUGCAGCCACCAAGCUGAAGGGCAAGAAGAUCAUCUUCGUCGUGGGGGGUCCUGGCUGCGGCAAGGGAACCCAGUGUGACAAGAUCGUACAGAAGUACGGCUACACUCACCUGUCCACAGGUGAUCUGCUGAGGGACGAGGUCAAGUCAGGGUCAGCCCGGGGCAAGAAGCUGACCGAGAUCAUGGAGCAGGGCAAGCUGGUGCCGAUGGAAACCGUUCUGGAGCUGCUGAAGGACGCCAUGGUCGCCCGAGCGGACAAGUCCAACGGCUAUCUCAUCGACGGCUACCCGAGGGAGGUCAAGCAGGGAACCGAGUUCGAGUCUACGAUCCGAGAGUGCGACACCGUCCUGUACUUCGAGUGCGCCGCCAAGACCAUGACGGAGCGCCUCCUGGGCCGCGCCAAGACCAGCGGCAGGGCGGACGACAACGAGGCGACCAUCAAGAAGCGGCUGGACACUUUUUACACCGCCACCGAGCCUUUGGUCAAGUACUACGGGGACAAGAAGAAGCUGAACAGGAUCAACGCUGAGCGUACCGUUGACGUCAUCUUCCAAGACGUCGUCAAGGCUCUUGGCGCCCCUCCAGCCUCACCUGGACAGGAGAAGCUGCAGGGCAAGAGGGUGAUCUUCGUGGUCGGCGGUCCCGGCUGCGGUAAGGGAACCCAGUGUGACAAGAUUGUAGCCAAGUACGGCUACACUCACCUGUCCACAGGUGAUCUGCUGAGGGACGAGGUCAAGUCAGGGUCAGCCCGGGGCAAGAAGCUGACCGAGAUCAUGGAGCAGGGCAAGCUGGUGCCGAUGGAAACCGUUCUGGAGCUGCUGAAGGACGCCAUGAUUGCCCGCGCGGACAAGUCGAAGGGCUUCCUGAUCGACGGCUACCCGAGGGAGAUCAGGCAGGGAACCGAGUUCGAGUCUAACAUCCGGCCAUGUGACAUCGUCCUGUACUUCGAGUGUUCCGCUCAGACCAUGACGGAGCGCCUCCUGGGCCGCGCCAAGACCAGCGGCAGGGCAGACGACAACGAGGCGACCAUCAAGAAGCGUCUGGACACCUUCUACUCCGUCACGGAGCCCCUGGUGGCGCACUACGAAAAGCAAGGGAAGCUCAGGAGGAUCAACGCCCAGCGCGAGGUGACCGCCAUAUUCGCUGAUGUCGUCGCCGCUAUCACUGCGAUGGAGGCCGCACCAGCCAAGGCACCGUGGGGCUGGAUGCACGAGGGUCUGCCAGACAUCGGCAACGCGCAGGGCUCCACGAUCCAUGUUCCCCGGCCCACCCCCACCGAACCCACCGCCUCCACCUUCGUCAUCAACGUGCUGAAGGACCUGUCCACCAGGACAAUGGCCACUCAGCACUGGUCGAAGACGCGCGCCUCCACCCUGGAGGAGAUCGACGUGGAGACGUACCGGUCCAAGCGCCGCUGGAGGUCGCUGCUGCACAGCCAGCGCCAGGAGCAGGUGGACGAGCCGCUGUACCAGAAGAUCGACGUGAACAGCCUGCUGGGAGACUGUCAGCCUGACGCCGAGACACAGGACUGCUUCAUCAAACUCGUGCCCAGGAUUAUCGCUUUCCUAGAGUCCUCCCUGCCGUUCGAUGUAACGAAGGUUCUGGUUGGUGGGUCUUACGGAUACGACACUCUGGUCAAGAGUCGGAACGAUGUGGAUCUCUACGUCUUCAGCAAAGAGCUCCCGAAGGCUGGUCACGUGAUGUGGUUGCCGUCAGCGAUGAAGGCAGUGGAGGCUCUCAUCCGGGACUGCAACAAAGGCCAGAUCCCAGAGUGCACCGACUUCAACACCACCAAGUACUUCGUGCGGUUCACGUGCCAGGGGAUCGAGUUCACGGUGUACCUGACCCACGACUGGGAGUCUGAGCGCGCCGGCGGGUACACCAGGCUGUACGACGAGAGCAUGCGGCAGCGCAACUCCGAGAACAGGAGAAUGUACUCCUGGGCUGCCGCCAGACGGCAACGUCAGUUCAUCCUGGAUCAGGAAGAAGAUGUUCGGGAUGUGAUUAAGGUGGUGAAACACUGGCGUAACGGUGUGGACUGGGCGGACAGCUCCCGCCGCCCCAGCUCCUACCUCCUGUCCCUGCUGGUGGUCAAGGCCUACCAGAACGCGCAGGUCAUCAAGGGGGUCAACAUCCGGCCGCCGCCUAUUGAUGAGGAGGGCUUCUUCAUGAGAGACCCGGACCCAGUGGUGCCUGAGAACCCGCUCGAGUUCCCCACCAUGGCCGAGACACUGUCCGCUUUCAUCGCGCUCGUUAAGGACCUGGACCGCGCCAUGACAAGGCUAUCCUGGAACAAAUUCUACGAACCGCCCAGCUUCCGGAUCGAACACAUGACGACACUUCCCGUGGUGCAGGACCCCGCCAACCCGGCCAUCAACGUUGCUGAGUUCCUGGGCACCUGGGCGUCCUUCCACACAGAGACCAUGCUAUGGGCCCAGAAACUGGGGCUGUAAAAAAUACUGAAACAACCAAACGUUAACGGACUGUUUCGUUUCAAAUACUGUCCCAGGAUGCGUAGUUUGCCCAGAUGAGAUGCUAGCAGACUCGGUAGCAAAAAAUAGAAAACGAUCUACAUUCUGGCUACAACUUGAUUGGAAAAUAGGUUUGUGGUAGCUUAGACAACGAAGUGAAGUACACAACAAAGAAAUUACUAGCUAGGAUACUCGCGUAUUGUUUGUGUUGGUAACUAAGAUAGCCCUCAUCACAUUUGUUUUUAGAAAAAAAAAUCAUGUAAAGCAGAGGAUGAACCAGGGGGAAUUAUGUGUAAACCUUCUAAAAAAAUGUCCUUAAAAUAUCUGUGUGCAAAGCCCAUGUUUGCUGCGUGUUUCAAUAUAUUUGCUUUCAUUUACACGACCUACUGGCUACGUUGUGAUAUAACGAUGUACAAAAAAUGGCUAUCUUUUGAGUUUUAGAUGAUGGUGCAUGUGAGGUUGGGGAGGAUGGACUUGAUGAGAUGUUGCGAAAGGGGGUCAGGAUGGAGUUGAAUUGAUGGAGAAACAUGAAAAGUAUGGAAUAAAGUCAGGUACAGACGAAAGUUAGUGAGGCAAUGUGAAAUCCUUUGAGAAAGCUAACAGACAAGCAUAUUUCGUAAGAAGAUGUACUUCAGCUAUCUUCAUUUCAGUAAUAAAUGAAGCAACGUACAUUCACAGUAAUGGGUUAUGGCAUGAAUGCACGGGUACAGCUCAGAUACCCUAAGAGCGAGAAAUACCUUCAGCAUUAUGUAGGUACAACAAGAGUAUUUUGAGAUGUGCUACCUUGGUGGCCAGCCAUCCCCUAAACAUGUGGCCCGAAAAUACCUUGGAUUCCUCACAACAUUCUCUAGUACAGAAAGUAAUAGGAAUCCACAUGGUACCAUCAGAAACACUUUCGAGCAUUGUUUUCUCAAGAAAGUGGAAAAAAGUCAAAUGUUACCUGUACCAUUACAGAUUUCAACCCUGCUAUACUCAAGCAGAUAUAUUGCCUUGGUUUGUUUAUGUGUGAUGGUCACUCAUACUAAAUCUUUUAUUCAAAAAUAAAGGAUGGCUUCACUUGUCAAAAUA
Messenger RNA from Branchiostoma belcheri (Belcher's lancelet), 4916 nucleotides. RefSeq lists its product as uncharacterized. The record is from RefSeq and is a predicted model, not a curated record. Gene Ontology annotation, molecular function: ATP binding; AMP kinase activity. The transcript is spliced from 26 exons. Gene Ontology annotation, biological process: ATP metabolic process; nucleoside triphosphate biosynthetic process. Lineage: Eukaryota; Metazoa; Chordata; Leptocardii; Amphioxiformes; Branchiostomatidae. The coding region runs from base 144 to 3830 and encodes 1228 amino acids. Gene Ontology annotation, cellular component: cytosol; cytoplasm.